AAGACCAGUCAAACAGAAAUGGCUUGGAACUAUCACGUAUAUCUGCUGGAACUGAUGAUUCUGGGACUUCUCACAGAUACCAGUGGAGCGACAGAUGCCCAUGUGAUUGUGAGUGAUGGUGAAAAUGUCAAUUUGUUUUGUAAUAAAACUCUUUCUGACUGCACAUCAACUUCAUGGAUAUACUAUAAAAGACAAUCAUAUGCCGUUAUACUGUUUGAUAAAAAUCUCAAGAUGAUUGAUCAUGAAAGACUGAGUCUGGGACCUAACUGCUCUCUGAACAUCUAUAAUGUCACAAAAGAAGAUGCUGGGCGUUACAUCUGUCGCCAAAAGGAGAAAUCUCCAUUUACUGAUGCCAAUGUUUAUCUGCAUUUUCUUCAAGUAUCUCCACUAUCUGAGAUCGAACCAGGCAGCUCUGUCACUCUCUCCUGUCACGUGUAUUCAUAUGAUAACUAUUUUUGUAAGAGUUUGUUUAUUAUUGAGGGAUUGCAACUGAUGUGGAUAAAUGGGGCUGGUGUUGAUCUACAAUCAGACUCCAGAUAUCAGAUCUCAUCUUCAACAGAACACUGUAACAGCAGUCUGAAUACAACACUCCUGAAUGAAGAUGACAACAGAGAGUUGAGAUGUCAGAUUAUUACAGGAACUGAAGUUAAAGGAUUGGCCAGAUACACUGUCGGGAAUUUGGGAAAUUCACCCAGCAUUAAGGAUGGGACUGGAUCAGUAAUAAGAGUGAUUAUUUUUAUCGUUGAGGUUGCAGUACUGGCAGCACCUACUUUUAUUCUUCUCUUGAUCAUCUGUGAAAGGAGAUCUGGUAAAAGAAGAGCUCAGAGCACAAGACUGAGUUAUGUGAAUUGCUCAGAAUCAGUUGUACUAAGUGAUUGUUGAUACAAAUAUUAUGAAAAUGUACAUCAUGCAUUUUGUAAUUAAGGAAUAUUGCUUAUUUCAGACUUUAUUUUAUAUAAUGGAGCAGUGGUGGCCAGUGACUGCUUUUUUCAAGGGCGCUCGAUGCGAUGUUUGUAGCCCGUCAUGUGUGGUUCCUUUUUUCAAAAUAUGUGUUCUGCGCUUCGAGUGAACCACAUGCAUCACAUGUCUUGUCAAAAUAAGUGCCUGCUGCAGAGGCUUCUAAAGGGUUUAUGAUGAAAGAGACGCUCACGUUUGCCAGAUACUCGCAUAAUCUCAUGUGUAAUCAGAGUUUACUGUUAAAAGGGAAACACCAAUUUUUUGAAAAUAUUCUCAUUUUCCAGCUUCCCUGGAAAAUCUCUUUUAUCAUAAACGGUUUUGACACGUGUGCAGCAAGCACUUAUUUUGACAAAACACUUGAUGCACACAGGAUAUCUUGAUGCACAGAAGACAGAUUUUGAAUAAAGGAACCACACACACGACACUCCGAACACUUAUUUUAAUUUAGCGCCCCUCGGAUGAGCAGUCACGAGCCGUCAUUGUAAUAGAGUAAUAUAAAAUAAAGUCUCAAAUCUAAGAACUUGUUCAUCUUAUCUUCUCAAUCUUAUUGCCACAUUGUUAACAUCAGAAUUUUUUUAAAUAAGCGACUAUGAUUCUGCUAGAUCUGAGAAAAAAACAUCCUUUAUUUCAUUACUCUCAUUUCAUUUUUUACAUAAUUGUAUUUAAAACGCACGCUCACGCGCACACGCACAUGCGCGCACACACACACACACACACACACACACACACACACAUUUAAGUUCAUCAUACAAAUUUAAAUAUUAGUGAAAGAUAACAAGUACACACAACAUACAGUUUUUAAAUAAGGGUUUUUAUUAUGAAGAAAAACAAAAUCCAUUAAAAAAAUGUAUCUACUUGUAUUCUUAUUUUAUCAUUCUAUAUUAAAUAUACUGAGAUUAUUUUAUAAAUAAUUUUUCAUUUUAUUCAACAACACUUCGUCUCUUGCUUGCUGUUUUCCCCUUCAUCUCUGUAUCUGUCUGGUUGAUUUGAAGUAUUAACGCUCACAUCUGAGUUGAUAUUUAAGAUUAAAGAGCCUGUAUUACAUUGCUAAAACUAUGUAAUGUUGUGUAAUUGGUGUAAUACAA
This is a messenger RNA of Paramisgurnus dabryanus, 2042 nucleotides long. RefSeq lists its product as uncharacterized. Gene Ontology annotation, biological process: positive regulation of ERK1 and ERK2 cascade; T cell activation; interleukin-15-mediated signaling pathway. Gene Ontology annotation, molecular function: MHC class II protein binding; protein tyrosine kinase binding. Gene Ontology annotation, cellular component: external side of plasma membrane; membrane raft. Lineage: Eukaryota; Metazoa; Chordata; Actinopteri; Cypriniformes; Cobitidae. The record is from RefSeq and is a predicted model, not a curated record.